Molecule: messenger RNA, 609 nt
Organism: Micromonas pusilla CCMP1545
Lineage: Eukaryota; Viridiplantae; Chlorophyta; Mamiellophyceae; Mamiellales; Mamiellaceae
Exons: 1
Coding region: 1-609 (202 amino acids)
Source: RefSeq, a predicted model, not a curated record
AUGACUGAGCUGAAGAUGUCGUGGGUCGGAAGAUGCGGCGGCUGCGGCAAGGAGCUGCGCAUGAAGGACGACCCCCCGCCGGCGGCGUGCGCGAGGUGCAAAUCGCGCUGGUACUGCGGAAAAGAUUGCCAGGUGAAAGAUUGGCAGCGCGCGACGAACGGGCACAAGGAGAUGUGCGCCGUGCUCGCCGCGCUGACGGCGAAGAACGACGACAAGGCGAUGCAUCGGUCGAUGAAGACGGUGGACUCCACGAGCGAGGACCUGUUGAGUCGAUGCAACGAGAUACUCGAGAAGCAGACCAAGCCGGGGAUGCAACUCCGCGAGAUGAUCGAAGACGUGGUCCGGAAGCAAAAGAGCUCGAAGAAGUCGCGGCACCUCAUAAUGAUGGGCGCGAGGACGAUCGAGGACAACCAGUGCACGCUCAUGGCGCUGGACGAGAAACAGGUGAAGGAAAUGUUGAAGGACGACCCGGACUUCGCCAGGCACGCGAACUUGGUGUCGUCGUACGACCCGUCCACCGAGCUCGUGAUCGCGUUCGACGUCGAGUCGCCGCCGAAUUACAUCGUAUUCCGAGCCGCGAUGAAGGACCUGCCGCACGGGGGAUAUUAA